GUCGGAUUCACGUUUAUAGUCGAAGGAAUGAGGUUUACACCGAGGCCUGUACUCUGGAGCAGGAUUGAUUUGGAAGUGGGGCAAUAAGGGGCAAACAGAGCGUUUCAUGGUAGUCUUAAACAAAUCUACUGAGAAAACAAAAGUAUACACCUCACACACAUGGUUAUGGACUUAAAAAAGAAGACACCAGUAACCAGUAACAUGUCAGAUAUGGUUUAAAUGUAUUCAUUUUUGAGUUUGCAACCCAUUACUUUAAAUACAUCACAGAAGACUGAAAUGUAACAAAACGCCUAGUGUGUUUAUUAAGAUGUCCAAAAAUGUCUCUAAAAUGUCACCUAUUUAUUUUCAUGCAUAUAACUUGUCAACAAGUAUUUUUAUGACCAAAUUCACAUUCUUUAGAGUAGACAUUAAAAAAAUAUGAUUUCAUGCCUGUUUGAUAGUAGAUCCCUGAAUAGUCAAAAAACUCUUCAAAUAGACGUAUGUUUCUAGCACAAAAUAUCUUACAGGUAGGCCCUCUUUCACUCUCUCAUCAUGUCACAAGCGAACAGGCUCCCAGAGGCAGGGCCAUAAAAGGCCCCAGCUCACUCAAGUGCCCCUCCCCUCUCCAACAACCAUCAUCAGCCCAGAACAGCAUGAAGACCGAACAGCUAAAAGAUCAUCUGGGAAUCCUCCCUCCCCCAUGGAGCUUGUUGAAGCUCGUGACACCUACCAUGCACCUACCAUGCACCUACCAGACACCUACCAUGCAGCCUGGGGACGGACGCAUGCAUGCACGCACGCACGCACACACACACAGACAGAGGGCAAGAGGAAGAACUGUCAUUCACUGAAGAUGCAUGAAGGGAAAAGAAAGCACUUUUGCCGACCCUCAGCUAACACUCGAGACAUACACCACAAGUCCACAGCCACUCAAGAUGACCCCAUUGGGACUGGUAUGGACAAUGGUGUGUUUGAUGACAACAGUGUCCUGCCAGAGACUUUCAGAGUCCGACUUCGUCCGCUACCCCAGGAUCAACGACACAGAGGUCCUCACCUGUGAGUGUUCCAGCCGCUCCUGCCAGACGGUCUUCUGGUUCCGCACUCUCCACAACAACCUUGACAUCCAGUUCCUUCUCAGCCUCAACAAUGCUGGCCGGACCAGCCAUGAACCCAGUGUGGACAAACACCGGUUCCAGGCCAGUAAGCGGGAUGGGGGAAGCAAGAUGACUUUCUCACUGCGCCUCAUUAACAUAAGUUCAGAGGACGCAGGGCUGUACACCUGUAUGCUCCAGAACCAGAAAGAGAACGAGCUGUGGAGGCCAGGAGUUCUUCUCAGACCUGGAGAAACUCGGCCAACAUUACUCCCUGUCACAAAGCCGCAGCCCCAAGACAUCCCAAACAGCAUCCCAAACGGCCGCUGCACCAAAAGCAACUAUCAAACCCCAAAAGGCUGUGGCUCCAAGGUUCUCUGGCCGUUGGUUGGAGUGCUGCUGGCCCUGGCUGUGGCUUUGAUCUCCACACUGUACUACUUCAGCCGACUACCCAAAAAGUGUCAACAUCAGUUUGCCAAGAAAGGACCAUUGGAGUAAUUCAGAGCGCCCACACUGCAGACUCAGAGACAGUGCUGUAUUUACUGUAUGUGUCCUUACAGGGAUCUCCUUCCCCUUUAUGAAUCUGAAGCAUCUUACUUUUCUAUUCUUUGUUCAUUACAACGAAGAAACAGCCUGAAGUUCCAACUGUCUAAAAGAAAACAUUUAGGAUUCUGUUCACAAAGUUAAUGUCUCUGGCUAUGGAUUUGUAAUUAAGUAGAUGUUUCAAAUAUAAAAACCUUUCUAUUGAGCAGGUAUUACUCUCAUACGUGCUAGUAUUGCACCAAUGCUAUGCAUUCUGCUGCAGUAGCCUAAUGUUAUGAUUAUUGGAUGUGUAUAACAUGUAUUGAUGAUAAAUAAAAGCUGUAAAAAACAAAAAAUAGAA
This is a messenger RNA of Oncorhynchus mykiss (rainbow trout), 1953 nucleotides long. NCBI's taxonomy places the organism in Eukaryota, Metazoa, Chordata, Actinopteri, Salmoniformes, Salmonidae. The record is from RefSeq and is a predicted model, not a curated record.